AUGUUAGGAUUGCUUUUCAUUUUCUGCGCUGCUCUGCUUCUGUCCGCGGCUUUUGCCCUAUCUUCCACAUCCCAUCGUUGCCGAUGUCGUCCUAACCAAGCCUACUUGCCGUCGGUCAAAGAGUGGGACGCAUUCAAUGCCUCUGCCUCCGGUAGGCUAGAUGCCGUCUCAUCUCUUGUUGGUUCUCCUUGCCAUGAUCCUAAUUUCAACUCGUCUAUUUGCAAGAAAGUUAAGGCGUCCAUGAUGAAUUCAACUUGGAGGGCCUCUCAACCCGGGGCUGUUCAAUGGCAUAACUGGGAGUCAAAGCCGAAAGCAAAUGAGAGUUGUGAGAUCAGGGAAAACCAAGAAAUCCCAUGCCACCAGGGAAGGGUUUCUUUAUACUCUCUCAUUGCCGAUUCAGAGGACCAGAUUCAACAGGCUGUACGGUUUGCUCAAGAACGGAAUAUUCACCUAAGGUGUGUAGAAAAUUUCGUGCCACAUGGAAGUCCAAAAGACCAGGAUGGUCAAGGCCCCACAGUGACAAUUGAAGCAGGGCUUCAGCUUGCGGAGCUAUACAAAGGUCUUGGUGCAAAAGGUCAUAUGGUUGUGGGGGGAUACUCUCAUGGAGUCGGCGCCGCCGGCGGAUAUGUUCAAGGAGGGGGUCAUAGCAUCCUCGGCCCAUGGAAACGGAUGGCGUCCGAUAACGCGCUACAAUUCAGGGUCAUUACUACUUGCGGAGGUGUUGUCAUUGCCAACGAGUAUAAGAACCAGGACCUCUUCUGGGCCCUGCGCGGUGUUGGAGGGCUGGUAUGGGCAUAA
This is a messenger RNA of Blastomyces dermatitidis ER-3, 798 nucleotides long. Its product is annotated as FAD binding domain-containing protein. Bases 1 to 798 code for a protein of 265 amino acids. Gene Ontology annotation, molecular function: flavin adenine dinucleotide binding. Lineage: Eukaryota; Fungi; Ascomycota; Eurotiomycetes; Onygenales; Ajellomycetaceae. The transcript has 4 exons. The record is from RefSeq and is a predicted model, not a curated record.